AUGACAGGCAAGGCGGAAAUAGACAAAUUCAAGUCUUUUAUCAGAAAAAGCGAGACUUCGGAAAACUUGAAAACUUCGACGGAUAGAGACGGCGAUGGGGUGGAUAAGAAAGAUGGAAGAUUGAACGGACUGUCGGCACGAGCAUCAGCUUUCUCAAUCGCAUCCCUCAUCGCAACAGAUCCCGUAUCUUCCCCGAGUGCGGAGGAGAGGGAAGGGGAUGAUUCGGAGCACGACUCGCUCUAUGAAACUGACGUUGGUGUGUACGGAGGGAACCUAGAAGAAUCUAGAUCCCCAAGACUCCAAGCACCAGGCGACUGCACUGCACCAAAACGCCGGCGUGUCGCUCUUCCUCAUAGUCGAAGAAUUCGAUCGCAAUCGCACGAUACACCACACACGGCACCAGCUGGAUUAGAAUCCAGUCAGAGUGAGAUCGUCAUCGGAAGCCAAUCACGUGUUCAUCCAGGGCCUGAUAGGAUUCUACACGACGAGGUUCACGAUCAUGUGGCAGUCAGCGACCACGCCCAACGUCCAGCACAUGAGCAGAUGAAACAGCAACGUCACAUCAUCCAACGCAAUCAUCGGCAACCUCAACGUCAAUUUCAUCAUCCGCAUCAUUACCAUCAUCACAGCCUGGUCUCUCUUCUACGCGAACCAGUAGCGACAUCGUCGACGACGACAUUUGAGCGUUUGGGGAUCUUACGACCGGAAGCAGGUUCCCCUCAGAGGAGAGCAAACCAAGUUUGUAGGAGUUGUCACGAUGGUGCAGCGUGUUGGGAGGAGAUGGCGGGGAUCGGUUGCAAGCUUGAGACAAAAGAUCUCUGGGAUCGUUUUCAUGAACUUGGCACCGAAAUGAUUAUAACUAAAUCUGGCAGACGCAUGUUUCCAACUCUUCGGGUCUCAUUUGUUGGUUUGCAUCCCAUGUCAUCUUACUCCGUGUACAUUGACGUCGUACCAUUAGAUAACAAGCGGUACCGAUAUGCUUACCACCGGUCAUCCUGGCUAGUAGCAGGCAAGGCCGACCCGUCAUUGCCCCCGAGACUUUCCCGCCACCCCGACUCGCCCUUCACCGGAGAACAGCUGCUUAAACAGUUCUUAUCAUUCGAGAAGGUCAAGUUGACCAACAAUGAAUUGGAUAAAAAUGGACAUGUCAUCUUGAAUUCGAUGCAUCGCUACCAACCUCGGAUACACAUCGUGAAAAAUGUAGCUUCUGUUGAUAGCGAUGAUGACCACCGGGAGAGCAGCGACACGAGCCACGACGUCGAUGGUAAUGACAUGGAUGAAGUUAUGAACGCUUGUCGAUCAAGACCGCAACACGUCCGCACUUUCGUUUUCUCCGAGACAUCAUUCACAGCGGUGACAGCGUAUCAGAACCAGCUGAUAACAAGAUUAAAAAUCGACAGCAAUCCCUUCGCAAAAGGCUUCCGAGAUUCUUCUCGGCUUUCAGAAUUUGAGAGGGAAAAGGUUGAUAUCUUGAUGAAAGGUCAUACCUACGCCCGUAAUCCAACCAGUCCAACGAGAGAGGGCGUCCUUACCACUAUGUUGGCGGAUGGAGUUCCGAAGACUUUCUCACUAGGAGCAUUAGCAGAUGAAUCUUCGUGUAAUCUGCCAAUUCAUCUAGACUCUCCCCUCUCCUUUCCGCUGCAGAGACCACCGAUUCGGAUCGGACAACCUACCAUAUCUACUUUUGGUGACCAUCUACUCCCGCCUUCCACAUUAUACUAUGGCCCUUUCGGCGAACAUCUUCUGUUUCCGGGUGAAAGUUCAAAUAUUCCUGUGGGACUUCUUCACGGCGGGAGUCAGGACAGAGAUGGCGGUAAUCACAGUUCAGUUAGACCAACGUUGAUCAAUGAUGGACCUGACUACCGUUGGAAUCGGUACCAAUCUUUGCUUAUGAAGAGUAAUGUUCCUCAUUUACCUCAAAUGUUUAGCAAAUCUUUUCCCGAAGCACCGUUAGCGGCCUCCAGAGAUGGGAUGCAGUUCCGACGCAUCGGGCGCCAUCCUGUCACCUGAUUUCAGUAGCUAUGAGCUGACAAACAAGUGAACUGUUCGAAAACAUCAGCAGCAUGGGCUUGUUUUAGGGCAAUAGAAGCUUUAAGCUUUUUCUUUUACCUUAUCUGGUUGAAAGGCAUUAGUUGUAGACUGUUCAAAAAAUGUAAAUAAAAAUUAAUGUUUUAAGAGUUCUGGGGGACGUGCAUAUCACUUGCUUAAAAUUACCUUGAGACAGAUCACUCUGGAAUGAGAUUUAGUUUGAUCGUUGACAUGGUUGGGGUUCAAUCAUGUCGUAUUUUUCAUCGAUUGGGAAACGGCAUGAAACUCUAAAUGGUAUAUUCUUGUUACGCCAUCGCGAAUAAUAUUUCUGUCAUAGAUGUCUUAAAAUUGAUAAAAUGGAUGACCGCAUAUUCUUUGAAGCUCAUGAUUUCCUGUACGAUCUACUAUUGUUUGUUGUUGCAAUUAUGAACUUAUUAUAACAACGCUCUGAAAGUUUUGUAGAGUGUAGCAACGCGGGAAACUGAGCAUGAAUAAAGUCGACUAGUUUCCUUGCCUGACAUCUCAACUUGUUCUUACCAAAGAAUGGAUACCCCAAGCGGCCCACAUCACUGUAAAAAGAUAUUGGGUAUAAUUUCAACCACCACGAGGGUAAUUAUAUGUCCAACCAAUUUGGGACAGUAUUUUACCCAAUGCG
Lytechinus variegatus (green sea urchin) is the source of this 2683-nucleotide messenger RNA. RefSeq lists its product as uncharacterized. The record is from RefSeq and is a predicted model, not a curated record. The transcript is spliced from 7 exons. Gene Ontology annotation, cellular component: nucleus. NCBI's taxonomy places the organism in Eukaryota, Metazoa, Echinodermata, Echinoidea, Temnopleuroida, Toxopneustidae. The coding region runs from base 1 to 2010 and encodes 669 amino acids. Gene Ontology annotation, molecular function: DNA-binding transcription factor activity, RNA polymerase II-specific; RNA polymerase II cis-regulatory region sequence-specific DNA binding. Gene Ontology annotation, biological process: regulation of transcription by RNA polymerase II; cell fate specification; positive regulation of DNA-templated transcription.